Molecule: messenger RNA, 577 nt
Organism: Amorphotheca resinae ATCC 22711
Lineage: Eukaryota; Fungi; Ascomycota; Leotiomycetes; Helotiales; Amorphothecaceae
Exons: 1
Coding region: 276-572 (98 amino acids)
Source: RefSeq, a predicted model, not a curated record
AGCCGCCCGGUACCUGCAUAUUCGAUGCAGGCCUUGCAUCGCGACAGACGGGUUAGAACGGCACAGAACACAACGAACAAUGGACUGUUGACUGCUAUCUCCCGUUACGACAAUGUUCGAAAACCACCUCUCUCUCCGCCCCUCUUCUGCGGAAUAACGAUGAAAAUACACAAGUCAAAUCAACAAUAAUCAUUCACUUUCUCAAUCAAGCUGGUCGGAGCAAUACUAGGGCCGCACUAUAUACACCAUGCCCCGAGUCGGCAUCUACCGCCCCCAUGGCUCGGAUGCGCGGUCGAGAACCAAUGGUUGACCAUCUCCGGGCAGGCCUACUACUCGGUAGUACUGUAUCAGGCGUGAUAGCGUCCGAUCGAGUCCACCACUUCCUCCCUUUGUGCAUGGGGUUGUCAGAUGAACGGAAAUUUGAACAUCUAUUUUGCGCUUUUAGGCGUCAUGAUAAAAGGUUCCGCCUGCCCACGGAUGAAACCUUGUGCUCUCUCUUUUUGCCGCUCUUUUACGAUUUCUCCUUGAACUUCUGUCCCUGCGAGAUUCCUGUUCGUCAUCGAACACGAUAAUUUAA